This is a messenger RNA of Fusarium coffeatum, 468 nucleotides long. RefSeq lists its product as uncharacterized. Lineage: Eukaryota; Fungi; Ascomycota; Sordariomycetes; Hypocreales; Nectriaceae. The record is from RefSeq and is a predicted model, not a curated record. The coding region runs from base 1 to 468 and encodes 155 amino acids. The transcript has 2 exons.
AUGUUUCCUCAACUCCCCUGCCAGCCAGCGCAGAGCGCUAACAACACUCAAAACAAAACAGUCCGUAACCCCUUCAUCAUCGCACCUGGCGAUGCAACUGACCAGGCUCCCGAACAGCCUCAGCCUCAGCCUCGCGCAUUCGUUGAGGUCAGCCUGAACCCAACCCUCAUCAUCAAUUUCGAGCGUCUUCGUGCUGGGCUCGAGAAUCUCUACGGCCGCAACAACUUUUCUGUCUUCGGUGACGUCGUCGGACUCACCAUUCGCAUCUACUCCUUCGCUGCUGAUUCCGCGGUUAAGCGCCUCCAGGCGGAAGGAUACCUGCGUUCUGAGACUGCGGAUACACUGUGUCGCAAUGUCAAGCGAGACAUUCAGUCCCUGGGCUGGGUUCAGAUGAAGCCUGGUGAUCGAGGUCACGCUGUACUUCGGCUGGGUGGAAAGGAGUAUGGGUUGACGUACAAGAAAUCGUAA